UUUCGGCUUACCUGGGAGAUAGGCAGAACGAGGCAUUCUUAUGUUGGGGCGCUCAAAGCAAGUUUAAACUUCUCUUCCCACCCUGCCUUAAGGCCGUCGAAUGGAUUCCGAUGCCAGUUUGAUUUCAAGCCAGCCGUCUUCUCCGGAGGCAGACGGCAUUUUUCUGUCUGACGAGCCAACCUCGGGUUUCACCAGCACCGUGUCGUCCACGCAGAGCGACUGCGGAGCUCAGCUGUGCGGAGAGCGAGGCGGGCAGCUGAGAGCCAAGGACAGCAUCAGGCUGAAAGACAAGAAGCAGAUGAGCGAGCCUGAACUUCAGCAGCUGAGGCUGAAGAUUAACAGUCGGGAGCGCAAACGGAUGCACGACUUGAAUAUCGCCAUGGACGGGCUGCGGGAAGUCAUGCCUUACGCGCACGGACCCUCUGUCAGAAAGUUGUCCAAAAUCGCCACUUUGCUCCUGGCCAGAAACUACAUCCUCAUGCUCACCAACUCGCUGGAGGAGAUGAAGAGGCUGGUGAGUGAGAUCUACGGCGGCCACCAUAGCAGCUUCCACCCAUCAGCUGCCUGCGGGACACUCAGCCACGGCGGGGCGCCUCUGCCGGGACACCCGACCUCUCACGCGGCUCACCAAGUUCAUCAUCCAAUCAUGGCCCCGGCCGUCACUUCAGCCUCUCUGUCCGGAGGCAGUAUUCCAGCCGUGAACAGUAUCAGACCUCCUCAUGGUCUCCUCAAAUCCGCGUCCGCAGCCUCCGGCCCGCUGGGCAGCGGUUUCCAGCACUGGGGAGGAAUACCGUGCCCGUGUACCAUGUGUCAAGUACCACCGCCUCACCAUGUGGCGAGCAUGACCACAGCCGGCAUGUCUCGACUAUCGUCUGACAACAAGUAACAGACUGUAUCAAGAGUGCAGAGACUUUUCCAAUCGCCUUUAGAAGUUGAGUAUUUAACUCAGACAGGUUGUAACAUCAGGUCGUUUCUUGUUAUUCCUAUCCGUGCACCGAGGUAAAUCUUACACCGGGUUAAAUCGUUAUCCUUGUGACGAGGUGUCUUCUUUAUGUAACUGUAAAGGAAGUUGCAGUAACCCCUUUCCGAACCAAUCCCUCGGUUCUCGUUUAUCUCAGCGUUCGUCUAUCUCGAGAACGGACAAGGAAGGGGAUAUCUAUAAGCAGAAUUAAGAGAUACAUCACAAUUUAAAUAUAUACCCACAUCCCCCGGAGAAAAUUGGACAUAUAUUUUCCGCAUUACAACGAGAUCGAAGGAAACGGUGGAAAGGGAAUACUGCAGCUUUAUUUAAUGUGAAUUUCUUUGUAAAGUGACCGAGCAGCAAUGAAACGUGAUGAUAGCAUUCAACUUGUAAGUUACAUUUGGAAAAAUUGUAUGCAACAUUGCUCUACUCCCUGAUAGUGUUACCCGAAAUAACGGUUCUAAAAUCACACGUACCAAGUUUAUUGGUCUGCAUAAUGGCCACAGAAGGAAGAUAAAGAGACGUGAAAAUCACAACGAAGCAUAGUCAAGUAGACUUUCUUACUCUGGGCUCUGCACAUAAAAUGUCGACUGACUAAAUCCCUGGAACAGUUAGAAAGGACAAUAUAUGGGAAAGACUUCGGGACAUGAUUUCAUGUGUAGUUGUGCAGCCUUGGAAACUUGCAUUCUGUUGGAAUCAAAUGAGCCUGGAACAUUUGCUCCAGUCAUAAAUUUACAAAGAAAAGUUUGUACAAUUUUCUUGUAAAGUAGUUGUUAAUUUUUAUGAAAUAUGGGUAAGCGACCUUAUGAAUUCUUUAUCAAUUAUCGAACCCCACUCUCACACCCCCAGAUUUAUUUUGUGAAUUGUGUUUCAUUUGUUCUUGAACUGAUUUUGCCUGCAUCAUUUCUGCGCGGUUUCAAUCGCAGAACCAAGAUGUCGUUGGUUGUUUAACCUGUUUUAUUUUACAGCGUUUAAGCUCUCCUGCUCUUAACAAACACCCGUCUUAAGCGGAUUGCUUGCUAAGAAAUCGGCUGUGACGUCUUAUUAUAACAUUUUUUUUUGUUGUUUCCCAUUCGCGAGAGAAAAUUAAGGACGAAAAAAGGCAAAAAAUGCUCUUCAUCUUUUUAUUUUUGUAAAAAAAAUGUGCUAAAUAAUAUUUAUUACUUAUUUCGUUGGGAGAAGUGACUGGUGGCGUAACUGUCGAGAUUUUAAAAUUAAUAAAAAUA
Molecule: messenger RNA, 2187 nt
Organism: Mobula hypostoma (lesser devil ray)
Lineage: Eukaryota; Metazoa; Chordata; Chondrichthyes; Myliobatiformes; Myliobatidae
Gene: olig2
Product: oligodendrocyte lineage transcription factor 2
Exons: 1
Coding region: 101-886 (261 amino acids)
Biological process (GO): myelination; neuron differentiation; axon development
Cellular component (GO): nucleus
Molecular function (GO): DNA-binding transcription factor activity, RNA polymerase II-specific; E-box binding; protein dimerization activity
Source: RefSeq, a predicted model, not a curated record